UGCAGUGUUUGUAGUGUUUGUGUUGAGAGACAAACAAAAGCAGACAUUUUGGUCGAAAGCGGUCUAUAAUACGAGUGAAUGUGUAGUCGAUUGGAGGCGUGACUCCACACAAGCCAUACCAUUAUCACCACAACAACACAUUUGAUCCGCACUUAUGUCCACAACUGAAGUGCACUGAGAAAUGCUGGAGAAGAAGGGCGUCAGUCCUAUACUGUGCCAAACGGGAGCCCAAACGCAGGGCAACGGCGGCCCCACUCAAGGUGUCGGCCCUCCCUCUGCGCCCUCUGCCCAACAGUCGGCCAUCUGUUCCCAACCCAUGAACGACACGAACAACGGUUUGGAGCCGAAGAGGUGCGGUUCCAAAGGCACGACCAGUGCUUCGAGUAGUGGCCCAAACACUCCGCUCGGCGACCAAAUGAUGGCUCCGAUGACAGCCUCACAAGACUUCGUGAUCAUCAAAAGCGAGGAUCAAAUGCCUCCGAAUGCGGCCAAUCAUUGCGACAAUAAGACUAAACUCAAUGUCGAGACACAACUCAGGAGUAAUCACAUGAUUGACACCAAACCAAACAUCAAUACAUUGAACGCAAACGUGAAUAUGUGUGGCAAUAGAGACAACAUUACCGCCAAUAAUGGCAUGAAAUGCAGAGAUAAUGUCAUGUCUUGUGGUGCGAACGGUGCCAUCAAUGGACCCAUGAAUGGCAUGAAUUGCAUCAACAAUACCUCUCCACUCAAUCAUCUACUAAAUGACGAUAAGUUAACAAGUUUUGGAAAUGAGUUCGGGAUACCAAUGCCAGUGCCAACCGGUAACCUUCCAGUGCCAGGUGAUUUACCGCCGUUUCCCCUAAUGUCUCAGCCAAUGAACACUAGAAUGAGAGGACGCGGGCCCUGCGGUCCACCCCUAGCACAGGGACCCCGGAUGCCGAUCAACGCUCCCCUUCACUCACAACCGCACAAUAAUAUGCAUCAAAUGGUGGCCAACAAUAAUAUGCCGCCGCAGAAGUCAUCGAUGACUAUGGAGUCCCAGUAUAUGCAACAACAAAGUCAAAUAUUUGUGUUCAACACCAAAGUGGCGAACGAUGCGGCAGAUGCUGUGGACAAGGGAUCCUUUGCGUCCAUCAUUGACUACCACUGCGCCAAUCCCGAGACCAAAAGACUUUUAGAGAAAUUCCCAUUGAAAGCACCCAUCAAUCGGGGGAAUUGUUCGGCCGUUUGGCUCAAUAAUAUGGCUCAACAAAAACAGGGCGGAAGAGGUCUUAAGCCGAAUGUGUCGAACGCACACCUAAUGCAUCCCUCAAUGAUGAAGAACUCGUUCGGUGGUCCCCGAGAGUCGGGUCCAUGCAAUACGUCAGGACCGGGUCCUGGGGGUGGAAUGGGCGGCAACUGGCCUAACAAUAUGAACAAUAUGUGUCCCAAUCCUAACGCCGGCCCCAAUUGGUCGGCACCACAACAACAAAUGUUUGCUCAAAAUUCAGACAUUAAUCCUAAUAACGUUUUCACAAACUCUCCCAUCGGUGCCAACAUUAGGGGUUGUCCGCCCUUUGGAUCCAAUAAUUUUGGACCAAAUCCUCAAAUGUUUAAUAAUUCACCCAAUCCUGGAAUGGGAGGCCCAACACAUGGAGGCCCUCCACAACCACCACAGGAAAUACCGGACGAGACGUUAACUGAGGAGCAGAGGCAGAAUCGGGUGAAGAAGUUGGCAUUACUUCGUUCAAUGCAACAACAGUUAUGUCCAGAAAUGAUGGAUCCGUCACUUAUGGGUCAUAUGAUGCGAAUGCCGGCACCCAAUCAGCCAAUGAAUGCCUCGGACUUUAUCAACGAUCAGAACAUGUAUCCGAUGUCAGAGUCGGACCCAAUGGCCAACACUGACCCUCAUAUGAAUCCGUCCAGAAUGAUAGCCAAUCCUAAUAAUACUCAAAACCACACAUCAAUGCCUCCCACUUCUGGCGCGGCAUCUCUUGAGUGGCAAAAAGCAAACUUUUUGGACGACAGAAGACGUAAAUCACAAGCCAAUGGACAGGGAGUCCACAACACUAACAAUUCAGUGCCAAUUUCACAUCAGUCUCCUCUAUCACAGCCAUCAUCAGCUCUUAAUAGUCCCAAUCCAUGCAUAUCGCAGAGUCCGGGCAGUCGUAUACCACCGCCGCCUUACAAUCAGGGCAUACGCUCGCACUCCAGUCCACACCCGGCCUCACCCGUCACCGGAUCCCUACCCAUGCCAUCACCGAGAAUGCAAUCGCCCGCUGACUCGCAGUUCACUUCUGGUGCGCGACUGACUCACACGAGUCCCGGUCCGCCCACUCCUUCUGCCGACAGCAACAGCAGUCUGUCUGGCCAUUGGUCUAAACACAUGUCUGUGUCUUCGGCCCCAAACACCAUACCGUCCAACACCUCCUCCUCGACGGCCGUCAAGAAUAGCGGUCGAAAUCAAGGGUCAAAUAACGUGACGAACAUUCGGGCCAACACUCCGUCCAGUAUAGGCCCGAGUCAUAGCCCUUCCAACGUUAAGAAACUGCCAAAUCUGAUGACCGGUAAGGGUUUGGGCGACUGUUCCGAUCUACUCAUCAACUCAGGCGAACCCAAUCGACCGCUUCAUCCAAACGACGUGCCAUUAAUGGGACCCACAGUAGCGACCAAUUGUUCGUCGCCUUUCAUUUGCAAUAAACAAGAACCGGCGUUAAUGCCUGUGCCAUCACCUCAACAGAUCCAAUACUUAAACACAUUUGAAGGACAAGAGCUUACCAUUCAAAAGCAGCCCAACACUAGCUUAAGAGACACUGACCUCAUAGCGCACGCCUCCGAUCUCGACAUUGGCUUCAAUAAUGAGUUCGCCAACAGUUGUCAACCCUUUGCCACUAAUGAACGGAUGCCUAACUUCCCGCUCAUGGAUGGCAUGAACGCCAGGUUUGCAUCCAAUCCACAGAACCCUAAUAUGAGUGGAAACCAGUUUGAAAUGAGUGCCCGAUUUAUGACUCCUCCCGACAAUAACCAAAGAUUCGGUGGUCCGGUGUUUGACGGGUCGGCGCCUCGAAUGAUGAACUCUCAUGAAAGUCAGUUCAGACCACAAAACAUGUUGUGUAUGCCUUACCCACAGAUGGACAACAAUAUGAUGCGAUUCAGCUCUCCCUGUGAUAACCUAAUGCCCCCCAGAGGUAUGCAGUGUUUGUAG
Messenger RNA from Medioppia subpectinata, 3166 nucleotides. Lineage: Eukaryota; Metazoa; Arthropoda; Arachnida; Sarcoptiformes; Oppiidae. The record is from the annotation of a GenBank genome assembly.